CCAUCUUGGGACCUGUCGCCGGGUGCCGUCCCCUUUCAGAGGGCCCCUCCUGGACACUUUGUGCUCCUCUGUGGUCCGGUGCCUCGGUGGUGUGGGGUGAGCCAUAGUGAGGACUUGGGAUGCCCGGGAAGCUGGAGAUGGGAUCGGUGUCAUUUGAGGAUGUGGCUGUGGACUUCACGUGGCGGGAGUGGCAGGAGCUGGAUGCUUCCCAGAGGACCCUCUACAGGGAUGUGAUGCUGGAGACCUACAGCAGCCUGGUGUUUGUGGGGCACUGCACAACUAAACCCGAGUUAAUCUUCAAGUUGGAGCAGGGAUUUGGGCCUUGGAGUAAAGCAGAAGCCUCAGUCUGGAACGUUCGAGGUGUUAAAAAAGCAUGUGUCCCGAUUGAGACCAUCCAGGAAAAUGAAGAAAGACAUUGUUGUGAAGUGAAAACCACCAGCAGCAGUAUAUCAAAUGAAGAGGUGGCUGAAGCACAAUUAAAGGUUCAGUGGAAAAUUCAGCAAGGAGCAAAAUCCAAUUCAUGUGUGGAAACAUACUGCCAAAGGCCACAGCACAAGAAGCGUCACACAUGUGGGAAACACUGUGAAUAUAGGGACUGCUGUGGAGCUGUCCAUGAUAAGUCAACACUCACAGAACACCAGAGAACUGAAACUAAAGAGAAGACCUACGAGUGUAAACAAUGCAGGAAAGGUUUCUACCACAAGUCACAUCUCUUUCGACAUCAGAGAACUCACACCGGAGAGAAGCCCUAUGGGUGUGAAGAGUGCCCAAAAGCCUUCUACCACAAGUGCCAUCUCAUCCAACACCAGAGAACUCACACCGGAGAGAAGCCCUAUGGGUGUGAAGAAUGCAAGAAAACCUUCCGCCGGAAGUGGCUUCUAACUUUACAUCAGAGAACUCACACAGGAGAGAAGCCUUAUGGAUGUAAAGAAUGUAAGAAAGCUUUCUUUUACAAGUCCCACCUCACUCGACAUCAGAGAACGCAUACGGGUGAGAAGCCCUAUGAAUGUGAUGAGUGUAAGAAAGCUUUUUGGCAGAAAUCAAACCUUACUGCACACAAGAGAAUUCAUACCGGUGAGAAGCCCUAUGAAUGUAAAGUGUGCAUGAAUGCUUUCUACAACAAGUCAAACCUCACUUUACAUCAGCGAACUCACACAGGUGAGAAGCCCUAUCAGUGUAAAGAAUGCCUGAAAGCUUUCUACAGCAAGUCAAAACUCAGUCGACAUCAGGCAACUCAUGCAGGUCACUGCUUCUGUCAACUACAAUCCGCCAUGGGAGGAAACUUCCUCUUUUCAGUGGUGUACCACAAAGCCUCAUAACCACCUGAACUCCUGAGGCUAAGUGACUAUUGUGACAUUCUGAUCCAAUGCUCAAUCACAGAUGGAGGAAAAUAAUCAGACAUCUAUGCCAUCCAUCUAACCCUCAGGGAAUGUUCUGGAAGAGGUGGCUUAAAAGAAUGAAAAGUCACAAACAGCAAGUGAAGACAAACCUGAAUAACCUGACCCUGAAAUGCAUCAGAAUCUGUCCACAGUCUGGAGAAGGUGUCAGCAUCCUACUGAUCACAUCCAUUGGCAGAGAUGUGUUGGUAUAUGUCUUAGUUAGGGUUAUUAUUGCUGUGAAGAGACACCAUGACCAUAGUAACUCUUAUAAAGAAAGACAUUUAAUAGGGGGGAUUAUAGUUUCAGAGAUUUAGUCCAUUGUCAUCAUGGUGGAACAUGAUGGGGAACAGACAGACAUGGAACUGGAUCUGAGAGUCCUGCAUCUUGAUUGGCAGGCAACAAGAAGUUAACUGAGAUACUGUGUCUGGAGCAUAUAUGAGACAUCAAAGCCCACCCACAGUGACACACUAUUUCCAACAAGGCCAUAGCUACUCCAAAAAUGCCACACUUCCUGAUAGUGCCACUCACAAUGAGCUUAUGGGGGCCAAUAACAUUCAAACUACCACAGUAUGUAACCUCUACUAACUCCAAAUCAGUUUAGUGAACAGUUGAUACUAUGUUUUAGCAGUAAAUAAUUAGUGGCAGCUAGUGUUUUGUUUGAAGUUCCUUCAUUUUUGUUUUUAAUUCUCCUAACACAGUAGCCAUGUUUUAAAGUAUUAAUUCUUCUCAUUAGUCAGAUUGAGUCAUGGAGCUUUGAAAGAAACUUUGAGACAAAAAUGGUUGGGUCUGAGGUAGGCAGGCCAAAUCCCAUCUCAGAGAUGAAACAGCACAUGGCAAUAUAUUUUUUAACAUUAUCCAUACCAGAAGAACAUUUGAACCAGACAUGUAAAGUACUCAGGAAGUGGUGGCAUCUGUGCAUUUACAACCAACAAGUAGAAACAAAAGCAGGAGUGUCCAGGCUUGGUAAGGAAGAAACAAAGGCAGACCACAGGCAUAAGGCAAGAACACAAAAAAUGUCCUAUCUCAGAGGAAGCUGGCUUGGGGACCUAAUGUUAUUGCAGGCUCCUGUGUAAUAUUCUCAAAGGCCUUUGGCUGUUUGAACUGAGUGUAGAGCCCAUUGGCUUUCUCUGCUAGCAUUGUCAAAGGAUGACAUUUCUAAUAACAUCUCUCUAAGAUCAGACUCAGAAACAGUCUCUUCAUGCCACCAAGUCCUGAAAUGAAGGAAUUCAACAGGUUCAAACAAGUCAUAACCAGCUUGCUCCAGUCAUGGGGGAGAGUUGCUCUGUUUCAGCUAUACCUGUCAACAAUCCCAUCAUACAUGGAGAUGUAAGUCUGAAAGAGGAGAUGGUUUGUUUUAAAUCCUUAAGUAUCCUAAAGGGAAUAGGUCCCUGUUGUGCUCAUAGUCCCUCUUAGGAAAAUUAUCAACUCUGGGUCUAAAGGGUUAGAAAUGUAUUGGCACUUCAAAGAGGCACAGAUAGGUACGCCACAGGGUCCUCUUACUCUUGAGCUAACUGAGUCCCAGGGCUCUUGCAGAAGCACCAAGUGCAGGGAUGCAGAGGAAUGAAUGGGGACCAGAGAACUUUUCAUCUUCUUAGUCAUCAAGGGAGGCAGAUCACUGGGAUCCAGUGAUGGGGUUUUCUUCUGUACAUAUGUUUCUCUUAAUGGUUGAUGAAUAAAACACUGUGGCCAGUAGGGCAGCAAGAUAGGUGGGUCUAGGAGAUGAGGAGGAUUCUGGGAAGUGUAGGCAGAGA
Cricetulus griseus (Chinese hamster) is the source of this 3130-nucleotide messenger RNA. NCBI's taxonomy places the organism in Eukaryota, Metazoa, Chordata, Mammalia, Rodentia, Cricetidae. The record is from RefSeq and is a predicted model, not a curated record.